Molecule: messenger RNA, 915 nt
Organism: Aureobasidium pullulans EXF-150
Lineage: Eukaryota; Fungi; Ascomycota; Dothideomycetes; Dothideales; Saccotheciaceae
Product: glutathione S-transferase domain-containing protein
Exons: 1
Coding region: 244-894 (216 amino acids)
Biological process (GO): glutathione metabolic process; L-phenylalanine catabolic process
Molecular function (GO): maleylacetoacetate isomerase activity; glutathione transferase activity
Source: RefSeq, a predicted model, not a curated record
GCCGCUAUCUCGCGGAUCAACUCUGUGAGGCCGAUCAUGAUGGUUUGUUUGGGAGUGCGAUUCGUUUGGAUGCACAUGUUCGACUUUCCCACAAAGAAAGCCGGUCCGCCGGUAUCGAGAGCCCCGCAAUUGAUGACGCCUCGGCUCUCUUGAGCAUCCAUUGAAUUUAUAUACUUCAUAGCUACUGUGCAUCGUCUCAAAACAGCAUCUGUCAGUCUAUAUCUGUUCGAAACACUUCUCGCCAUGUUUACUCUCAUCAGUGCUACACCUUCUCCUUAUGCUCGCAAGGUCCGCAUUGCACUGGCCGAAAAAAAGCUGCCAUUCACUCUUCAAACCGAGGUUCCAUGGGACAGCACAACCCAAACAAAACAGUACAACCCACUCGAGAAGCUUCCCGUCUUGAUCCUUGAAGACGGAAAGUCGGCAGUAUACGAGUCCAGCUACAUACUCGAAUGGAUCGAAGCAAAGUACCCAGAUCCUCCCCUUCUUCCUGGCCCUGACGACAUCGACGCAAGAUUGUUUGCAAAGAAGAUACAAGUCGUGGCAGAUGGCAUUUGCGACGCGCUUGUGAUUGCCUUUUUUGAAAAGAUGAGAGACCCCGAAAAGCAGUCACAACCAUGGAUUGAUAGACAAAUGAGAAAAGUGGAAGGUGGACUAAAGGCAUUGGGAGAAUGGGCAGAACAGAGACAGAGCGACUAUCUUGUUGGGGACAAGCUUGGCUUGGCUGAUAUCGCUGUAGGGUCUGUCUGUGGAUAUCUGGCAUGUAGAUGGCCAGAUCAUGGUUGGAGGGACACGUACCCUGCUCUGAAAAAGCAUUGGCAAAUGCUAGAAGAGAUUCCCAGUUUCAAAGAGACAAGACCAAGUCCGCAAACGAUGAAGGAUAAAGUGGUUUGAUCUUUUUGACAUGCUAUAUGU